This is a messenger RNA of Olea europaea var. sylvestris, 827 nucleotides long. RefSeq names its product 60S ribosomal protein L12. Gene Ontology annotation, biological process: translation. Gene Ontology annotation, cellular component: cytosolic large ribosomal subunit; ribosome. Gene Ontology annotation, molecular function: large ribosomal subunit rRNA binding; structural constituent of ribosome. NCBI's taxonomy places the organism in Eukaryota, Viridiplantae, Streptophyta, Magnoliopsida, Lamiales, Oleaceae. The transcript has a single exon. Bases 126 to 626 code for a protein of 166 amino acids. The record is from RefSeq and is a predicted model, not a curated record.
CAAUUCAUUUCCCUUCGUCCCGCGAAAACCCUAGUUCGAUAUAACCAACCCAAAAAAGAUAUAUUUCACUGCGGCGCCUCCUUUCAGAUAUCUCACAAAACUCAUCUCCUGUCUCCCUGCAGAAAAUGCCGCCGAAGUUCGACCCAUCCCAGGUAGUGGACGUAUUCGUCCGGGUCACCGGUGGUGAGGUCGGAGCUGCCAGUUCUCUCGCUCCGAAAAUCGGACCCCUCGGCCUGUCACCUAAGAAGAUCGGUGAGGACAUAGCUAAGGAGACUGCAAAGGACUGGAAGGGCCUUCGCGUCACUGUUAAGCUCACCGUCCAGAACCGCCAGGCCAAGGUCACAGUUGUCCCCUCCGCUGCUGCCCUCGUUAUAAAGGCCUUGAAAGAGCCCGAGCGUGACCGCAAGAAAACGAAGAACAUCAAGCACAACGGGAACAUUUCGCUUGAUGAUGUUAUUGAGAUUGCUAAGGUUAUGAGUCCGAGGUCCAUGGCCAAAGAUUUGUCGGGUACAGUGAAGGAGAUUCUUGGCACGUGUGUCUCCGUUGGGUGUACGGUUGAUGGGAAGGACCCGAAGGAUUUGCAGCAGGAGAUUACCGAUGGUGAUGUGGAGAUUCCCCUGGAUUGAGUUUGAAUUAGAAUUCGAGUCACUAAAGUUUAUUUCGCUUUUACUUUUUGUUUUUUGGUUUAUUGACUUUUAUGAACUACUGGGUUUUUAAUUAGCUUGAAAGUAUUUGCUCUAAAUUGCUACUUUUGUUGGUAAUGAUUGAAGACAUGAAUAUAUGAUCUGACUAAUUUGAAGUAGGGAUAUGUGGUGAAGAUUAUAUUA